Molecule: messenger RNA, 1179 nt
Organism: Pseudocercospora fijiensis CIRAD86
Lineage: Eukaryota; Fungi; Ascomycota; Dothideomycetes; Mycosphaerellales; Mycosphaerellaceae
Exons: 1
Coding region: 1-1179 (392 amino acids)
Source: RefSeq, a predicted model, not a curated record
AUGACGCGCCGACCAGAAGCACACAGGACCGCUGAGGAGAACUCGAGCCAGGAACAGAAUGCAGAGGUCACUCCUGCUCAGGGAGUCGCUCAAGUCGGCGAUCCAUACGCGACAAGAUACACGCCCGAGGAAGACUACACGCUUUUCUACGGCAGGAUCUUCCUGACCGAGCUGCGCACGACUCCGCCCGCGGAUGCACACCUGUCACGGCCGCCGCAGGAGCACGCCCACCUGCUAAGAUUCCCUGUGGAUCAAGCGGUACGCCUUUUCGACGAUGCAGACGGAAACGCCAGAUGGAUUUCCGAAGACGCCCUCUACUCGCACGAGCGAGUCAUUCAGCAAGAUCACGUUCGCCUCCACCCGGCCGCCGACCCAAUUGACACUAUCCUGCGGCGUGUAGAGUUGGCACGAGAUGCUGGAGCCCAGCCUCAUCUCGAAGGUGUCUCCUCAUACCUUCGCGAUGCCCCGGCGUUGCGACGACCAACCAUCGAGUGGCUCCUUGCCGAGUUGGAAAACGACUCAGCUGGCGGUGAGAUGUUUGGGGAUCUUGAGGAUGACAAUGCCGAUUCAGAUAUCAAUCUGCACUUUGGCUUCACGGCGAAUCGACUACCAAACUCACUUAGAAGUCUGGUGACUGAGGAUCCCGAAGCUUAUGGUGUUGGCUCGAUUGCAGAUCCAAUGAGAGAAGGCCGUGGUACGAUCCACCGUACCAACAGGCAGAAUGCACACUCAGCAGCAACAGAGGCGAUGCCUCUGAUUCCAUCCCACACGACAGCAAGUCGCCCAUCACUGCUAUCAGCGCCAAUCAAUCCGACUCCAUUGAGGCAAGUCUCCAACGCCAACGACGUUGGAUUGAGUACAUCAAGCAUGCAUUCUGCUAGCGGAAGCGAACGCGUGCGAAGUGGCCGUGUGAGCAAGCCGGACACUAUCCGUCAGUCCUCCUCUGGCACUUCUCCACGUCGAGCAGCUCAGACACACCAAAGCUCUAUCAACUCUACACCACUUGCUCCAAGCACCACAGGACAGACACCAUCUCAAUCGAGAAUUGGCGAUGUCUACCCGGAACCAGGAGCUCAGGCCGAUGAGAGCAGACAGACUCCAAGACGAGGAGGCAGAUUGAAUGAUGUGACGGACCCGAAUUUCGAGGCGAUUGUUUACGAGAGCGAGCCGGAGCAGUGA